Messenger RNA from Eptesicus fuscus (big brown bat), 1849 nucleotides. It is a transcript of the gene ALPL, whose product is annotated as alkaline phosphatase, biomineralization associated. NCBI's taxonomy places the organism in Eukaryota, Metazoa, Chordata, Mammalia, Chiroptera, Vespertilionidae. The record is from RefSeq and is a predicted model, not a curated record. Gene Ontology annotation, molecular function: alkaline phosphatase activity. The transcript is spliced from 11 exons. The coding region runs from base 58 to 1632 and encodes 524 amino acids. Gene Ontology annotation, biological process: dephosphorylation. Gene Ontology annotation, cellular component: plasma membrane.
CACCCACGCGGAUUGUACCUCUGGGCUCCAGAGAGAGAGCAGGGCUUGGAGCGCAUCAUGAUUUCACCAUUCUUGGUGCUGGCCAUUGGCACCUGCCUUACCACCUCCUUCGUGCCAGAGAAAGAGAAAAACCCCAAGUACUGGAGAGACCAAGCUCAGCAGACCCUGAAACAUGCCCUGAGCCUUCAGAAUCUCAAUACCAACGUGGCUAAGAAUACCAUCAUGUUCCUGGGAGAUGGGAUGGGCGUCUCCACGGUGACGGCCGCCCGCAUCCUCAAGGGCCAGCUGCACCACAACACCGGGGAGGAGACCAGGCUGGAGAUGGACAAGUUCCCGCACGUGGCCCUCUCCAAGACAUACAACACCAAUGCUCAGGUCCCCGACAGCGCGGGCACCGCCACUGCCUACUUGUGUGGGGUGAAGGCCAAUGAGGGCACCGUGGGGGUGAGCGCGGCCACCCAGCGCUCCCACUGCAACACCACUCAGGGGAACGAGGUCACCUCCAUCCUGCGCUGGGCCAAGGACGCCGGGAAAUCCGUGGGCAUCGUGACCACCACGCGAGUGAACCACGCCACCCCCAGCGCCUCCUACGCCCACUCCGCCGACCGGGACUGGUACUCGGACAACGAGAUGCCCCCAGAGGCCCUGAGCCAGGGCUGCAAGGACAUCGCCUACCAGCUCAUGCACAACAUCAGGGACAUCGAGGUGAUCAUGGGGGGCGGCCGGAAGUACAUGUUCCCCAAGAAUAGAACCGACGUGGAGUAUGAGCAAGACGAGAAGGCCAGGGGCACGAGGCUGGACGGCCUAAACCUCAUCGACAUCUGGAAGAGCUUCAAACCCAGACAGAAGCACUCUCACUACGUCUGGAACCGCACCGAACUCCUGGCCCUCAACCCCAACACCGUGGACUACCUCUUAGGCCUCUUUGAGCCGGGGGACAUGCAGUACGAGCUCAACAGGAACAACGUGACGGACCCUUCCCUCUCCGAGAUGGUGGAGGUGGCCAUCAAGAUCCUGAGCAAGAACCCCAAAGGCUUCUUCUUGCUGGUGGAAGGAGGCAGGAUUGACCAUGGGCACCACGAGGGCAAGGCCAAGCAGGCGCUGCACGAGGCAGUGGAGAUGGACCAGGCGAUCGGGCUGGCCGGCACCAUGACCUCCCUGGAUGACACACUGACCGUCGUCACUGCUGACCACUCCCACGUGUUCACCUUUGGCGGGUACACCCCCCGUGGCAACUCCAUCUUUGGUCUGGCCCCCAUGUUGAGCGACACGGACAAGAAGCCCUUUACUGCUAUCCUGUAUGGCAACGGGCCUGGCUACAAGGUGGUGGGCGGUGAGCGAGAGAAUGUCUCCAUGGUGGACUACGCUCACAACAACUACCAGGCGCAGUCCGCCGUGCCCCUGCGCCACGAGACCCACGGCGGGGAGGACGUGGCGGUCUUCGCCAAGGGCCCCAUGGCACACCUGCUGCACGGCGUCCACGAGCAGAACUACAUCCCCCACGUGAUGGCGUAUGCGGCCUGCAUCGGUGCCAACCGCGACCACUGUGCCUCAGCCAGCUCCUCAGGCAGCCCCUCCCCGGGCCCCCUGGUGCUCCUGCUGGCCCUGCUCCCCCUGGGCAUCCUGUUCUGAGGGCCCAGGGCCGGGGCACCCACUAGCCCAUGACAGAUGGCCAGCCUCCCUCUCCCAGCGUUGCACACCGCCUGCAGCCCACACCUCAAGGGGCAGGGAGGUGGGGCACCCACAGCCUCUGCAGCUGCAAGGAAGGGGACCCAGGAACCAAAGUCUGCUGCCCGCCUCGCUCCCUUCCGGUCCUUCUCUGGGCCCAGACCAGCGCCCAGCCUCCACC